UGUGGCAACGUGAGUACUCGUGUUCUAGCACAAGUCGUGGGAGCAAGUUCAAUAUCCUAGAUCGCUGGGGUAGCGCUUGCCCAGAAGGAGGGAGACACCGCACGACGAACGACACUGGCCCGGCCCUGCACUCCUGCACCCCUGCACUCCGAACACGGAACUGGCUCGUUUCGCCGCAUAUAUUUGUACUACGGCAGAAGAAUGCAGCAGCACCAUCGGCCCUCCGCAGUGUCACGCAGGAUGUGGGCCUCGAGCCUCAUCAGCGCCCUACCCAGCUUCUUAUUCGGGUACUGCCUCUCAGCGCUCAACACCGUGCUCGUCACGGGAGACGCCGCCAGCCCGGAGGCCUGCCUCUCCGGGGAGGACGCCACCUGCCCCACGGGCUCGACGCUCAGAGACCUGGACCUGCCCACCGUCCAGCAGGAGGUGGCCACCUCCCUCCUGGUCGCGGGGGCCUGGCUGGGGUCCAUGAUGGCGAGCAGGCCGUCGGAUGCGCUCGGCCGCCGGGCGACGCUGCUGUACAACAACGCCCUGUUCAUCGCGGGCGGCUUGUUGUGCGCCGUGGCUGUGGGGUCUUCGGAACUGUUCGUCGGAAGGUUCCUGGCAGGGAUGGGUGUCGGUUGUGGUUCCGGCGUGGUGCCCGUCCUCCUCUCCGAGGUGUCCUCCCCGAAGAACCGAGGGGCCGUCGGCUCGAUCCACCAGCUCAUGAUCAACCUCGGCAUCCUGUCGUCCGGGCUCCUGGGAUACGCGCUCGUCGAGGACGUGUCGCAUGGCUGGAGAUAUGUGCAAGGGUUCAUCGUCGUCCCCGCCGCAGUACAGGUGCAUCCACAACACCACACACUCCACGACUGCCUUGUUGAAUAGUUGCAAACAUGGGUGUGCUGUGAAGCAGCUUAUUUUUGUUGGCGCCACAUGUGUACCCCAUAUUAAGCUCACGUUGGUGGCCUUUUUUGUUCGGAUAUUGGGUGAUUUGACGCGCGCGUCUUGUCUGAAAUUUUCGCAUUUCGUUCCAAGUAUUGCAUGAAAUCUUGCCCGCAGUUGGUGAAAUAGGCCAGGCGCGGUGUACUGCUUGGAGGAUUUGUUCCUGUCGCUCACGUUGACCCGUUUCGCUUCGGAUCGGUCGCGCACGCUACAGUUCACCACCCGUCCAGCUUCGUCACACGCGCACUGUGUAGGGGUGUCUUGGUAGCCCUUGUCCCGGUUAAGGUUGGCCUUUCGGAUCGGCAACAUUUCCGUCCAUCGAUCCAUGAACAAAUCAUGCGUGCUAGUUUGGAGUCUUGGCAGCCACCCGCGACGCCUUCGGGUACUCUACUUACACAACUAUUUUGUUUUGGGGGUUCGACGAAGCAGUAGUCACAUAUCAUGACCACUCGUGCCUCUAUAUUUUUGUCCCGAAUGCCAUCAGCUUCGAUCAGACCGUUCUGUACCUGUUUCGGUGCAUUCUUUGGGACGGAAAAGCUGGGAGCGGAGGAAUUUACUCGAUCGUCCUGACGUUCGACCACAACACAUUCCUUGCACGCCCUUCUAUUCUUACACGUGGGACGCGGAUGAGAUGUUCUGACAAUGUUGAUCCUGCCUCCCCCCUCCCUCUAGCCUCCUUUCCGACAUAAAAUCGUUUUCCGUCUCAGCUCGCGCUCGCGGGACUCGUGCCGGAGUCGGCGCGGUGGCUGGUGAAGCAAGGAAGAAUUGCCGA
Molecule: messenger RNA, 1693 nt
Organism: Ectocarpus sp. CCAP 1310/34
Lineage: Eukaryota; Phaeophyceae; Ectocarpales; Ectocarpaceae
Source: the annotation of a GenBank genome assembly